UUUAAUAAGUUUGGACAAUGAUAUUAUAAUUUGUUGUUAUAAAAGCACCAUGUUAGUUGUGAUGUAGAAGUUGCAAAUAUAAAAUGCAAACUGAAGUACCUACAUUACCUGUAGUACAUUACAAUGCCCAUAAAAAUCUCAAUAGAAAACAAAAUUCUAACUUAGGAAGACCAGCAGUGGAAACGAAAGUUAAUACACCUCAUAAAAAUGUAACAUAUUUUUCAACUAAGAAGAAGAAUUUGCAUCCUUUACUUGGACGACCAUACCAAAAUAAUGUUCGACCCUGUUAUUCUUCGGAGCAAUCAAAACUUAAUAAAAACAGCAUCGAACAGAGAGUUCUGUCUGUGAAAAUGUUACGAAUUAAGGAAUUGCAAAAUCAAUUAGCCGAUGCGCAUUACCGAUUAAAUGAAUUGGCAAAUGAGAACAAAUUGUUAAAAUCGUUGCAGAAAAGGCAAGAUUCAGCGUUGAAACGUUACGAAGGAACGAACGCGGAACUUCCACGGAUUAUCAAUACCCAUCAUGAAGAGCUGAGAGUGCUUCAUAUUAAAUAUAAGAAAUUAAAAGCCUUGCAGAAGGAAACUUGCGAUUUACUGAAAGAAAAAGAAAACGAGCUUCAGCAGUUACAGGCGCAGAAUAAGCACUUGUUGCAGCUCAGUAAAGAUCGUAAUUUGGGGGAAAGGGAGAAGCUGCAAUUACAAGUUUCCGAUUUAAAUCACAAAAUACAACAACAACAAGAUACGAUACAGACAUUACAUAGAAAACUGAAUCUCGAAACUAAGAGCUUGAAACAGCAAUUACAAUCGGAAAUUUCUAAACGGAAAGAAACGCAAAAGAAUUUAGAUGAUGCCACAGAAAAAUUGAAAGGCCUGGAAAAUUUAUUAGAUAAUAGAGAACGAAGAUUAUAUUAUAACGAUCAAUUGUUUCCUGAGAAAAAUCGACGUUUCGGUACACGAUCUCUUACCAAUUUAAGAGAUAUUAGUUCGUCGAAUCCUCUGAAAUUACCGGAUAAAGACAAGAAAUGGCAAACGGAAAUUCAAGAAGACAAAUUGCCUUUACUUCGUACACCUGAUGCAGAAAGUAAAAGUAUGAAUACAGAGGAGAAAGUGAAUUUGAGUCAAACUUUAGACGGUUUAAAGACAGAGACAAUGGCAAACUUGGAGCAAGUGCGAAAAUACCGCCUUCAGAAAUCACCUUACAGAAAGAUAGACAAUGCUGGAGAAACAUCUAAAGAAUUAGAUUUAGAAACGAAAGAAGCGUCAGAUACUUCAACGGCCUUAGGUGAUUCUCUGCGAGAAAAGGAAGGCGAAGACGCUCAAAAGUACGAAAUAACUGCGAAUAAAUUUAGGAAACUAUAUGAAAACCGAAAAUACGAGAAUUUUGAUACAUCAUUAGAAAAGGAACUCGUAUAUUCGUCUGGUGGUAGUGAAAGUGAAAAUGAGAAUUUCAAAGAUAGUUAUAAAAUUGCAAAGAAGAAUUCUAAACAGAUGCGUGUUAGAUUAAUUAGCAGCGCAGAUGACACUUCUGAUUCAAAGGAACUGACAUUUUCGGAUAGCAAAUAUGAAGAUAAAUUAAAAGUCUUGGUUGGAGAGAGGACAAAUUCUUAUGAAAGUGACUCAGAGGUAGAAACUGAAGCGAGAAAACAAUCUAUUAAACACUAUUUGGAAGUGGAUCAUCAAUUGAUUUCAUCUGCAUAUGACAAUCAGUCUCACUAUAAUUCUGAUAAGGAAGUGGAGAAAUUGACUUCUUCAAGAAACAUUUUGAGCGGAUCACAAAGGCUUUAUCAAAAUUUAGUUAAUGAGAUGCUUGCACAGAGUAAAAAUGUUGAGAAUGAUAUUUACGUUCAGCACGACGUGGAAAGUAGUCAACCAGAAUACAAGAACUCAGCAAAUUUAGGAAAGAAUAUAUUUAAAAGAACUGUACAUGUGACUCAAGAAUAUAAUGAUACAACCGAGUAUGAUCUUGGAAAUGAAUCAUUGCAAACAUACUCCAAGGAUGAACAUAGUAAUGGACAAUUAGUAGUAGAUGAAAGUAUAGAGAAUCAUAAUUUAGAAGCAAGAAAUAAAUUAAAUAAGCAAGAAUUAAACAAACAAUCUGAAAGUAUCGAUGUACUGUCAGUACGUUCGCAACCUACUGACAAUACUGGCAAUGGUUCUGUUCAAUCUAGACUAAAUAAUGUUAACUCUACAUCUGAAAUUAACAUCAAAACAAAGAAGACUAAUUACAAUAAAGAGAAGUUACUAGCGUCCAUGAAAGCUAUAGAUGAUAACGAGAACAUUGAAUUUCUAAACCAAGACUAUGACAGACAUAAUGUAACGAGUAGAAAACAAGUAAAAGAUAAUGAACUGAAUAAUUUACCAAUUCACAUGAAGAGGAAGCAGGAUAUUAUCAAAGACAUAUUUGACAAUGACGUAAUUAAAAACGAAUCCGCGGAUAGUUAUAAUAAAUUACAUUAAAAUGUAAAUGAACAGAGCUU
Molecule: messenger RNA, 2473 nt
Organism: Ceratina calcarata
Lineage: Eukaryota; Metazoa; Arthropoda; Insecta; Hymenoptera; Apidae
Product: lebercilin-like protein
Exons: 9
Coding region: 84-2453 (789 amino acids)
Biological process (GO): intraciliary transport
Cellular component (GO): axoneme
Source: RefSeq, a predicted model, not a curated record